Molecule: messenger RNA, 2555 nt
Organism: Hyalella azteca
Lineage: Eukaryota; Metazoa; Arthropoda; Malacostraca; Amphipoda; Hyalellidae
Exons: 2
Coding region: 191-2275 (694 amino acids)
Source: RefSeq, a predicted model, not a curated record
GGUUGGACAGAGCUGGAAGACAUCCAGUGCUACAGUGCUCAUUUCAAAGUCGAGUUUAGUAGUUUAUUAUCGAAGCAUACAGUUCAAGAUUAUUUCAAAAUAAACUUAGCAAAAGUAAUUCCAAGCACACAAACCAAAAAGAAAAACGUUUAUUACUGUCUGCAAACGCAUUGUAUGAUAAUUGUUCACAAUGAUUGAAAACAUCAUAAUCGCUGUUACGGUGGUGGUGCCAGCAUUGGUAAUAUUCGGUCUUCUCAUCAGGCAUCUUGUCAUCAAUUUAUGCGGAAACCGAAGAAAACUGCGGAUGAAAUCGACUCCACUGAACGAAACAACCUCAGUUGACGGGAUCAGAAGCAGCGUCACGGUGCCGUAUUCAACUCCUAUGGGAUCAAGCGUAGCUCCUCCAGGAUGGAAUAUUUCUAACACAACGCCAGUCACGGAAAUUACUUGGCACGAGUCUACAGAAAUGCUCGAGAUCACUGCCAGGGAAAAGAUUAAAUCGAAAACUGAACGAGCAGCUUUCUCGCUGCAGCAAGCAGAAUUAGAGGAUCACCCUAUGAAGAAAUGUGCUCUACUUGAGGUAGCGAAAGGAAGUUUGUUGGAUGCAGAAUGUGCUAGCAUUAAUCUCAAGGUGCUUAAGUGUAUGAAAGCUAAAGCCGCAAGCCGAUCAGUAGAUAUUCUAUCCGAACAUCCUGGUGAAGUCAGAAUCCCAAUGAACGAUUUAGCAGGAGGAGUUCCACUGAAGACCAUGGCCGCCGCUUACGCCAAUCCAAUGAUCGCUAACUACCAGGACAUGGCAGCACAUGCCAUGCAGCGACCAUUCAAUGCAUCAAUGGGGACGCUGGCUCCUCAAAUACCCCAAGGGAACACAAUUCAUCAGCAGCCUCAGUAUUCCGCUCUGCCUCACGUUCCUUUGAGCAUGCAUCCUGGGGCUCAGCCACUACAAGGAGGCAUUCAGCCUGGCCCGAUGAUGCUAGCCAACGAUGCCUUCCAGAACCAGGCUUAUGGCGUAAUACCUUCGCAUCCAAUUGCGCCACAGCUCCAUGGUGCAAUGCCAAGCGGAUUUCCUUCAAACAUUCUACCACAAAACACGAAUCCCAUGUUUGAAGGCGUUCAAAAGUACGAAAAUUUUAACCGCCUUGGAGCUAUUGUGAGUACGCAUCAAUCCAAUUCGAACUCGAAUCCAGUUCCAAUAGGAAGCCAUUCGGCAAAAAGAAAUCACAUCUCCAAAUCUGAUGUAGAUUGUACUCAAAUUGAAAGUUCAAUGUAUUUAGGUAAUUAUGAUAAGAAAAUGAACAAUAAAGAUCUUCAGAAACCAGGUGAAUCGAGUGAAUCCAAAGAUAGGACUCAAGUUGCAGCGUCUGUGGCUGCCAAUGAAGUUCAGAUAAAAUCGGCAUCAGUAUCGCCUGUUUCUCUAGUGAAUCACGAUAGCGGAAAUUCUUCAAGAACUUUUUCUGGAAGCUCGGAUGAAGAGAGUUCCGAAAGUGAACUAUCAGAACUUGCUGGUUCGUACAAAGUGGUAGACAACACUGAUAGAGGAGAAAGUAGCAUAUCAGCUUCUGAAACGAGCGAAAUCGCAGCUGUAAUGUCUCAGAGGAACGACUCAACCUCAUCGAAAGACACCUCGAAAGAAAUGCCAAGAACUGAUAUUACGAAUGCUGUUCUCAGAACUACGGCACAUGAACAAUUACCGACAGCAUCAUCACUUACAGAAGACGAAUCAGAAAAUCAACCUAUCAAUUCCGCUUCAAUGAGGAAAGUUGAAGUGGAAUCGAGUGUUAUUCCAACGAUCGAUAUAAGUCGUUGUAGCUCAAAAUCAAGUGCACAGAGCCAAAGAGAAGUAAUGAACACAUCCAAAUUGUCUAGUUCAACUGCAGGCACAAAGCGGUACUCUAAAAAGACAAUCGUAAAAGGCAAGGAUAAAUCAGUAAACAACUCCUUUUCUUCUACAGCAUCGGACGAUCUUUUCCAAAACCAAGAUAACCUCUUAUCCAUCACCCCUACAUUUGUCCGUUCAUGCAAUAGACAGCCAGCUAUCGGCUUAAACUCCAUCGAUUGCUACACCCAUAGCAGCUCUGCUGGCGUAAUUUCAGAUAUAUCUUCAUAUAAUCGUAUUUUGAACACAACCAUUUUUACGCAAUCCAAUGCCAUCUUUAACUUGGCAAGAAUUGCUCCAGUCAGUGCACCAAAAGUGAAGAUAAUUGAAAUAGAUGAGAGUACAAAUGCAGAGCAAAUGCUUAAUUCUUCUAAUAGUGAUAGCGUUCCAAAGCUGUGAAGUCCACUGGAUGGCGUGUGCCAAUAAUUUUUCAAAUUGAUUUCACUCGUCAAUUGCAAUGAACAAUACCAUGUAUAAAUUGUAAAAAAGUUCCCUAAACAUCAACUCAAAUUGUAGAAUGUCAUAACAUCAAGUAUCAGUAAAGUAUCAAGUAUCAGUUCUAUCAAAAUUACAGCGAUCUUAUGAAAAAUAUGUUUAGAUUUAUCAUCUAGUGUCUCAGAAAUUGCAAAAAUUACUUGAGCAAUGUAUACGAUAGGAUAUAAUGUUGCUUAGUUUUAAU